AUGCCAAAAUGUCGUCUCUUUUACAUCCGAGAUGAGAACUCCGGCUACUUGUUUUUAGUGGACACUGGGACACAAAUUAGUGUAAUACCAGCCAAGCCUAAUAUGUUGACUAGAAAGACAGAUUAUACGUUACAAGCGGCGAAUGGAUCUUCAAUCCAAACAUAUGGGGAAACCUCGUCAACCCUAAAUCUGGGAUUUAGGCGAUCUUUUCCGUGGGUAUUCACGAUAGCCCAAGUUCGAGCCCCAAUCCUAGGAGCGGAUUUCCUCGCCCACUUUAACUUGUCCGUUAAUAUGUCUUCCCUUUCUUUGGAGGAUAAAACGACCAACAUUACAAAGAAAGGAAUUACAUCUAUCUAUACGAGCACAUGUAUCAGCGCAACUCUAUCUGAAGCCAAUGGAAUGCAGGAUCUGUUACAAAAAUAUUCUCAAAUUACAACACCAUUCCGGUAUACAGAAACCGUUCGUCACAAUGCUGAGCACCACAUUGAUACUACGGGCCCACCCACGCAUUCAUCUCCACGGCGAUUGAGGCCUGAUAAAUAUAAACUGGCGAAAGACGAGUUUCAGCACAUGCUGGACCUCGGUAUAAUUUGA
Molecule: messenger RNA, 594 nt
Organism: Acanthosepion pharaonis
Lineage: Eukaryota; Metazoa; Mollusca; Cephalopoda; Sepiida; Sepiidae
Source: the annotation of a GenBank genome assembly